GAUUUGGUGAGUGAAAACAAAAUGUGACGUGGCUGUUAUCCUUCUGGCUUAAAAAAGAACAAGAAAAUCUGUCAUUUUACUGUUUACCAGUGAACUAAAAGGCGUUUAACGCUCAGAAACAUACGCGCAAACCGAAAUAAAUAAGACAAACCUUUCGUAUUGAUGACUUUGGGAAGGAAGCUGUUAGCAGGCUGGGGUAACGUUAACUGCUAGCAUCAAGACUUUGACAGGAGAAAAGGCAUGCACUAGGACAUUAACAUGUCAGACAGUGAAGCUACAGCAGUGGGGGCUCCAGAGGGGGCACCAGAGGUACAUGAUGCCUCUCCUGCAGAAACGGCCGACAGCUCCUCACCAACCACACCUGACAACUCAACUGAUGUGGCCCCAACGAGGAAAGCCAGGAGGAGACCAGACGUCAAACCUACAGCAGAAGUUGAGGAGAUGCGGAAAGUAGAGGAGCAGCCAGCAAAGGCCUCGACACCCAGUGAGUCCACUGUGUCUCAGGGUGGUUGGGGAUACUGGGGCAGCUGGGGCAAAUCCAUCUUAUCCACAGCAACAGCUACUGUGGCCACUGUGGGCCAAGGGCUCACUCAGGUGAUAGAGAAGGCAGAGACCUCGCUGGGAAUCCCCAGUCCCACCGAACUCUCAGCGCAAGUUGACGAAGAGCAGAAAGAGCAUGGUGAAACCAGCAGUGAGACAGACAACGUGGCAGGAGAUGGAUCAGCAGCAGUAGGAAGUGCAAUGGGAAUGCUGACUUCACUAACCAGCGUCGUCCAGAGCACAGGGAAAACGGUGAUUACGGGCGGUCUGGAUGCUCUGGAGUUCAUCGGAAAGAAGACGAUGGAUGUGAUAGCAGAAGGUGAUCCCGGCUUUAAGAAGACCAAAGGACUGAUGAUCAGGAACUCCACACUGUCUCAGGUGUUGAGGGAGGCGAAGGAGCGAGAGGAGCUGCAGACAGCAGAAAAAGAUUUUUCGGAUUCUGAGAAGAAAGUGGUCGCUCACUAUGGGAUGCUGUUUGAUGAAUUUCAGGGUCUGUCACACCUCGAGGCACUUGAGAUUUUGUCUCGAGAGAGUGAGUCUAAGGUGAAGUCUGUGCUCACGACUCUAUCAGGAGACGAGCUGGUUCAACUCAGACAAGAGCUGGAGCUCAUCAAGGAGUCUUUCUCCCUGGUGGAGUUCGAUGAUGAGGAAGUAGAUGAGAAGAAAGAUGAAGACGGCUCAGAGUUUGAGAAGGAGUUAACGGAGGCUUUGGAGGGUCUCAGUGUCACGGCCACAGCUGACAAACUCAGCAAGGCCUGUAAGAACACCUGCGGUCAGAUCGCUGACAUGACCAGACCAGAGAAGGAAGAGGAAGAGGGUGAGGAGGAUGUAUUGAAGACACUUUCUGUUGAGGAGGUUCACGCUGCAGCCAUCAGGAGUCUAGCAGAGCUGACGGCUCGAUCCAUCGAGCUUUUCCACAAACUGGCGGAGAUGACCCUCUUCUCCAAUGGCAGCACAGAGGCCAGCAUUCUGUCACAGUUAACUGUCAUCCUGUGUAAGGAAAUCUCACUGCUGUCCAAGAAGUUCACCUCCUGCUUAACAACAACAGGGUCAAACGAGAAGGGAGAUGUCCUCAAUCCACUGAUAACAGGAGUCUUUUUAGAGGCGUCCAACAGUGCGUCUUACAUCCAGGAUGCCUUCCAGCUGUUGAUGCCCAUCCUGGAGAUCUCCCACAUCCAGAGGAGAUCUGAAUCCACGGAGCAGUGACCGGCUGGCUUCACCUCUGCCCUCCAACACUGCCAUGAUGCUGGGACUUUGUCUCAGCAGAGAACUGACACAUCUUCAAAACUUUUUAAAGGACAAAAUUAAUUUCACACUUAGGAGCAAAAGUGUGUUUCUGUCAGUGUUAACUUUUUGUUGCACUAUUAGUUUAAUUGUUAAGAACAGUAGAUGGACUCAUUGAUGAAAGGUGUUGAGGACGGUUUGGAUCUAAUGGUAUUAAGCUUGGAAAUGUAUUGUUCCUCCUUCUGUUCUAUCAUGUUUCUUUCUGACAGUACUUGUCCUCUCAAUUCUGCCUUGGAGAACACAUAAAAAGAGACAUACAGGUUUGGAAAUCCAAGGGUUAUUUGUUUAAAAAGGUGUUUCAUGAUAAAUAGUCACAUAUAUUGAGAAUGUAUUUUUUUUCUCUUGACCACACAUAGAAUAAUUGGUUCUAAUUCUAUGCAUUUCUUUCAUAAACACCGAUGCUGGAGCUGAGUGUCUUUGGAUGUGAUGACCAAGUACUGAACAGACAGACAAUGUUGGGACUUUUCACCAUCUCUGUCGCCAGCGGGUCACCGUAUAUGUGGCAAACUGGGUUCUAGCUCACUCAAGAAGCCUUGAAUUACUUAUUCCAGUCUCCAACAUACAGAUGACCGUUCUUUCAGUUUUUGACAACCUUGGCAUCAUCCUCAAAUCAAGGGCAAAGUGACUGUAAUUAGCUUACAGUAUAUCUAACGAUACAUGUGGUAGAGGAAAGGGUUUACUACCGUAUUUGCAACUUAACUGUUUUGCCUCUAUCUAUAUUUGCUUGUUUUAUCAGCUGCAAUCUGCAAAUACUAGGCAUCUUCACAAGUUUUUAGUUACUCUCCAUAUACAUAGCCCCAGAUGUUAAGACUAAAGAUUUUGAGUCAAUACUGUUUUAAUUGCAGUGAAACUACUCUGUAAUUGAAAAAAAACAAAAACAUUCUAGUCUCAAGCUUUGCCGUGGUAGAAUCGUAGAAUACAAAAACAGUGAACCAGACUAUAAGAGGCAGGACUUGUUUGGCCACACAGCUUCUGUUUUAAUGAACAAUGGUUGGAUGACUUGCAACAGUGUCACAAUUCUUUCCCAGUCACUGAUAUAUUUGACACAACUUGCAGCUCUCUUCUCUUCUAUUGGACUGGGUUAUAUAUAUCUGAUCUCCAGUUAGAGAAAUACGCAGACAUACAGAUUGCAAAUCUGUCUUAACAUCUCUCUUUAUUGUCAUCAAAUUCCUUAUUCAUGAAACAUCAGCAGAACUUCAGGUGUUUAUUAAUCAACAGAGGAACUUCUAUCUAACAUGAAUAUUGUAGUUGUCUUCUUUAAGCCUGUGACCUCCAGAUUUUUUUAUAUUGAACUGCUAACAGCUGUAUGUUGUGGACAUAUAAAGUGAUAUUUUCAAGCAAUAUAAUGUACUGCAUAUCAUAUAUUUUAAAUGUUUUUAAAUAAAUGUGGUUACAUAUAGG
Centropristis striata (black sea bass) is the source of this 3225-nucleotide messenger RNA. RefSeq names its product family with sequence similarity 114 member A2 (gene fam114a2). The record is from RefSeq and is a predicted model, not a curated record. NCBI's taxonomy places the organism in Eukaryota, Metazoa, Chordata, Actinopteri, Perciformes, Serranidae. The transcript has 14 exons. The coding region runs from base 259 to 1746 and encodes 495 amino acids.